GUUCCUCCGGGCCUGUGUGUGUAAAAUAUGUGAACAAAUUAAAGUACCUACUAUGGGCCGCGAGCUUUGUAGACGGUCUCAUUUAAUCUCAAUGGGCAUAUGAGGUGAGUGUUUUACUGAAAGAGAAAAUAACUCCCAGAGAGACACUUGACUCUAAUCCACAGAGGUAGUUAUCAGGAGGGACAGGAGUCAAAAAUCUCUGUGGCUCAAACCCCAAAGCCUGUGCUUGUUCAGGGCGCUGCAGAGCUUCACGAAUCAGCGGUCACCACUGCCAGACGCUUCCGUGAUGUCCAGCACCCCGAAUCCUCCUGGAGAUAAAAUUUGAUGCUGGAACCCUCCUUCUUAGUACACACCGACUCAUUUGGAGAGAUCAGAAAAAUCAUGAGUGCUGCAUGGCCAUCCCUCUCUCCCAGAUCGUGUUCAUCGAAGAACAGGCAGCUGGAAUUGGGAAGAGUGCCAAAAUAGUGGUUCAUCUUCACCCAGCUCCUCCUAACAGAGAGCCUGGUCCAUUCCAGAGCAGUAAGAACUCUUACAUCCGACUCUCCUUCAAAGAACAUGGCCAGAUCGAGUUUUACAGGCGUUUAUCAGAGGAAAUGACACAGAGGAGAUGGGAGAAUAUGCCAGUGACCCAGUCAUUACAAACAAAUCGAGGACCCCAGGCAGGAAGAAUAAGGGCUGUAGGGAUUGUGGGUAUUGAAAGGAAAUUGGAAGAAAAAAGGAAAGAGACUGACAGAAACAUUUCUGAGGCUUUUGAAGACCUCAGCAAGCUAAUGGUCAAGGCUAAAGAAAUGGUGGAGUUAUCAAAAUCAAUUGCUACUAAGAUUAAAGACAAGCAAGGAGACAUCACAGAAGAUGAGACCAUCAGGUUUAAGUCCUAUUUGCUGAGCAUGGGAAUAGCCAACCCAGUGACCAGGGAAACCUGCGGCUCAGGCACUCAGUACCACAUGCAGCUGGCCAGACAGCUGGCUGGAAUAUUGCAGGCGCCUUUAGAGGAACGAGGGGGAAUAAUGUCACUCACAGAGGUGUAUUGCUUAGUAAACCGAGCACGAGGAAUGGAACUGCUCUCACCAGAAGACUUGGUGAAUGCAUGCAAGAUGCUGGAAGCACUGAAGUUGCCUCUCAGGCUCCGGGUUUUUGACAGUGGUGUCAUGGUGAUUGAGCUUCAGUCCCACAGGGAAGAGGAAAUGGUGGCCUCGGCCUUGGAGACGGUUUCAGAAAAGGGAUCCCUCACCUCGGAAGAGUUUGCCAAGCUCGUGGGCAUGUCUGUCCUCCUGGCCAAGGAGAGGUUGCUGCUUGCAGAGAAGAUGGGCCAUCUUUGCCGGGACGAUUCAGUGGAAGGCUUGCGGUUUUACCCAAACUUAUUUAUGACACAGAGCUGAGGGUUUUGCAUUUGAAAUACUUCUCAUCCAUAUACUUGCAUCAUGUAGAAGUUGUAUGACACUGAGCUGAAAGUAAACUCGGAUAAACGGAA
Manis pentadactyla (Chinese pangolin) is the source of this 1471-nucleotide messenger RNA. RefSeq names its product vacuolar protein sorting 36 homolog (gene VPS36). The transcript has 14 exons. The coding region runs from base 393 to 1379 and encodes 328 amino acids. Gene Ontology annotation, cellular component: ESCRT II complex; late endosome membrane. Gene Ontology annotation, molecular function: phosphatidylinositol-3-phosphate binding; ubiquitin binding. Gene Ontology annotation, biological process: protein transport to vacuole involved in ubiquitin-dependent protein catabolic process via the multivesicular body sorting pathway. The record is from RefSeq and is a predicted model, not a curated record. Lineage: Eukaryota; Metazoa; Chordata; Mammalia; Pholidota; Manidae.